UUUUUUUUAUAUUUUUUGCAGGAUUUGGAAUUUCAUGGUGUAAUGAGAUUUUACUUUCAAGACAAAGCAGCUGGAAACUUUGCAACAAAAUGUAUACGUGUCUCAAGUACUGCCACAACUCAAGAUGUGAUAGAGACUCUUGCAGAGAAGUUCCGGCCAGACAUGCGCAUGUUGUCAUCCCCGAAAUACUCGCUCUAUGAGGUGCAUGUCAGUGGAGAAGAAAGAAGAUUAGAUGUGGAUGAGAAGCCUCUUGUUGUACAGUUAAACUGGAACAAAGAUGAUCGAGAGGGAAGAUUUGUUCUCAAGAAUGAAAAUGAUACGGUUCCUCCAAAGAAGGCUCAGAGUAAUGGCCCUGAAAAACAAGAAAAAGAAGGAGUAAUACAGAAUUUCAAACGAACUCUCUCAAAAAAAGAAAAGAAAGAAAAGAAGAGGCGUGAAAAAGAGGCAUUGCGGCAAGCAUCAGAUAAAGAUGAUCGACUUCUUCAUGGGGAUGAUAUUGAGAAUUCUCGCCUUGCAGCUGAGGUUUACAAAGAUAUGCCUGAGACCAGCUUCACUCGCACAAUAUCUAAUCCUGAGGUGGUUAUGAAACGACGGCGGCAACAAAAACUAGAGAAGAGAAUGCAGGAAUUUCGCAGUUCUGAUGGCAGACCAGACUCAGGUGGGACACUGAGAAUUUAUGCGGACAGUUUAAAACCAAAUAUACCAUACAAGACAAUCCUAUUGUCAACUACAGAUACUGCAGACUUUGCAGUUAUUGAAGCACUGGAGAAAUAUGGCUUGGAGAAGGAAAAUCCCAAGGAUUAUUGUAUUGCUCGUGUCAUUCUGCCUCCUGGUGCUCAGCACUCUGAUGAUAAAGGUGCUAAAGAAACUAUUCUGGAUGAUGAUGAGUGUCCACUCCAGAUAUUCAGGGAAUGGCCUAGUGAUAAAGGAAUACUAGUCUUUCAAUUGAAAAGGCGGCCUCCUGAUUAUGUCCCAAAGAAAUCCAAGAAAAUAGCUGAUGGAAAGCCAUUAAAGGGGAAGGAAAGAGUUGACGGGUCUGGCUACGGCUCUUGCCUUCCUCCUGAGAAACUACCAUACCUGGUAGAAUUAAGCCCAGGGAGAAGGAAUCACUUUGCCUACUACAACUAUCACGCUUAUGAAGAUGGUUCUGACUCCAGAGAUAAACCAAAGCUUUAUCGUCUACAAUUAAGUGUCACUGAAGUUGGAACUGAAAAAUUUGAUGACAAUUCCAUUCAGUUAUUUGGUCCAGGAAUUCAGCCUCAUCAUUGUGAUCUCACUAAUAUGGAUGGAGUUGUUACUGUAACCCCAAGAAACAUUGAUGCGGAAACAUACGUAGAAGGUCAGCGUAUUUCAGAAACCACUAUGCUGCAAAGUGGAAUGAAGGUUCAGUUUGGGUCAUCUCAUGUGUUUAAGUUUGUGGAUCCCACUCAGGACCAUAUUAUUCCUAAAAGACCUAUUGAUGCAAGCCUUAUGGUCAAAGGUCCAAGGCACAAAGCUGGAGCCGUUCAGGAAACUACCUUUGAUCUGGAGGGAGAUGUUCACAGUGGAACGGCAUUACCAGCAAGCAAGAGCACCAGCAGGCUUGAUGGUGACAGAACAUCAUCAGCAUCCAGCACAGCUGAGCGAGGAAUGGUGAAACCCAUGAUAAGAAUAGAACAGCAGCAAGAUUAUCGCAGACAGGAAAGCAGAUCUCAGGAUACCCAUGGACCAGAACUGAUCCUACCUGCCAGUAUUGAAUUCAGGGAAAGCUCUGAAGAUGCCUUCUUAUCUGCCAUUAUAAAUUACACAAAUAGCUCGACAGUUCAUUUUAAACUGUCACCCACAUAUGUUUUGUAUAUGACAUGUCGGUAUGUAUUGUCAAGCCAGUACAGACCUGACAUCACUCCUACUGAGCGUACUCACAAAGUUAUUGCAAUAGUCAACAAGAUGGUGAAUAUGAUGGAAGGAGUCAUACAGGAGGUAGACCAGGUUGAUCAGAAACAGAAGAAUAUUGCUGGGGCACUUGCCUUUUGGAUGGCAAAUGCAUCUGAAUUACUGAAUUUUGUAAAGCAAGACCGUGAUCUUAGCCGAAUCACUGUGGAUGCUCAAGAUGUUUUGGCACACUUGGUUCAAAUGGCAUUCAAGUACCUAGUUCACUGUCUGCAGUCAGAGCUUAAUAACUACAUGCCAGCAUUUCUUGAUGAUCCAGAGGAAAAUAAUCCACAAAGGCCUAAAAUAGAUGAUGUGCUGCACACAUUGACUGGAGCUAUGUCCUUGUUGCGACGAUGUAGAGUGAAUGCUGCACUGACUAUACAGCUCUUCUCCCAGUUGUUUCAUUUUAUCAACAUGUGGCUUUUUAACAGACUUGUUACGGCCCCAGAUUCAGGGUUAUGUUCCCAUUAUUGGGGAGCUAUUGUUCGCCAGCAGUUGGGUCAUAUUGAGGCCUGGGCAGAAAAACAGGGUUUAGAAUUGGCUGCUGAUUGCCACUUAAGCAGAAUAGUGCAGGCAACCACAUUGCUCACCAUGGACAAGUACUCACAUGCUGAUGUUCCAAAUAUUAACAGCACUUGCUUCAAGUUGAAUUCUCUACAGCUACAAGCUUUGUUGCAGAAUUACCACUGUGCUCCAGAUGAACCACUUAUACCAACAGAACUGAUAGAGAAUGUAGUAACUGUUGCAGAAAAUACGGCUGAUGAACUCGCUCGCAGUGAUGGCAGAGAAGUCCAAUUGGAAGAGGAUCCUGACUUACAACUCCCUUUUCUUUUACCAGAAGAUGGCUAUUCCUGUGAUGUUGUCAGAAAUGUUCCAAGUGGUUUACAAGAAUUUUUGGAUCCCCUCUGUCAGAGAGGUUUUUGUAGGUUAAUACCUCAUACACGGUCACCAGGCACAUGGACAAUAUACUUUGAAGGUGCAGACUAUGAAAGUCACCUGUCACAUGAGAAUGCUGAGCUAGCUCAGCCUUUGAGGAAAGAACCUGAGAUUAUAACUGUAACACUAAAAAAACAAAAUGGAAUGGGCCUCAGCAUUGUUGCUGCCAAGGGUGCUGGUCAAGACAAACUUGGAAUAUAUGUCAAGUCUGUUGUGAAAGGAGGUGCUGCAGAUGUGGAUGGUCGUCUGGCAGCAGGGGAUCAGCUGCUCAGUGUGGAUGGUCGAAGCUUGGUGGGGCUGUCCCAGGAAAGGGCAGCAGAACUUAUGACAAGGACAGGUUCAGUGGUAACACUGGAAGUAGCAAAACAAGGAGCAAUAUACCAUGGUCUGGCAACCCUGCUAAAUCAGCCAUCUCCAAUGAUGCAAAGAGUUUCUGACCGCCGUGGCUCAGGUAAACCCCGACCAAAGAGUGAAGGUUUUGAGCUGUAUAACAACUCCACGCAAAAUGGGUCACCCGAGAGCCCACAGCUGCCAUGGACGGAGUACAGUGAACCAAAGAAGCUGCCAGGAGAUGACAGAUUAAUGAAGAACAGAGCCGAUCAUCGCUCCAGCCCCAAUGUAGCAAAUCAGCCUCCAAGCCCUGGGGGAAAGAAUGCUUAUGCAUCUGGAACUACCACCAAAAUAACCUCAGUCUCGACUGGAAAUCUUUGUACAGAGGAACAAACUCUGCCUCCACGACCUGAAGCUUAUCCUAUCCCAACACAGACCUAUACCAGAGAAUAUUUCACAUUCCCAGCUUCAAAAUCCCAGGAUCGAAUGGGUCCAGCUCAGAGUCAGUGGCCAAAUUAUGAAGAGAAACCACAGAUCCAGGCAGAGAGUAAUCACUCACUCAAUACUACAAUGCAGCGUGUGGCUCGAUCCCAGGAAGAACUCCGAGAUAAAGUUUUCCAGCCAGAGAGGAAUCGUUUGGAAGUUGUUAUCCGGAAGGAUAUAGAGUACAUUGAUCGGAAGUCAGACAGCGAUCAGUGGAUGAAUUCAUCUGUGGAUUCUAGCACUUCUAGCCAAGAGCACCUGAACCAUACAUCCAAACCAGUUUCACCUGGUUCUUGCUUAACUAAAAGUGGUCCUGGCCGUUGGAAAACUCCGGCUACAAGCCAGCCGACUCCGGCGGCCAUUUCCCAGCCCAUCAGAACAGAUCUUCCUCCUCCGCCGCCACCACCUCCAGUUCAUUAUGCAGCUGAGUUUGAUGAACCACAAAUGGAUUUGCCUCUGCCUCCCCCUCCUCCACCAAACCAAGUAGGAGCACAAGCAUCUUCUCAGGUGGCUGCUGCUGAGCGUAAAAAACGAGAAGAGCACCAGAGGUGGUAUGAAAAGGAAAAGGCACGUUUGGAAGAAGAACGCGAAAGGAAACGCCGUGAGCAAGAGAGAAAACUGGGUCAAAUGCGUUCGCAGCCACUAAUUCCUCCCCAGCCUGUGGUUCCUCCUGUUUCCCUUCAACAAGUGAAAUCAGAAAAAACUGCAACUUUCCAGAGGUCUCAAGAAACAGUCAUUCGAGAGUUGCAACCACAGCAGCAGCCUCGGACUAUUGAGCGGAGAGAUCUGCAGUACAUUACUAUCAGCAAGGAAGAAUUGUCCUCUAGUGACAGCCUCUCUCCAGACCCCUGGAAACGAGAUGCCAAGGAGAAACUGGAGAAGCAGCAGCAGAUGCACAUUGUGGAUAUGCUGAGUAAAGAGAUUCAGGAUCUUCAGAACAAGCCUGAUCGUACAGCUGAAGAGAACGACCGCCUGCGCAAACUCAUGCUAGAGUGGCAGUUCCAAAAGCGACUUCAAGAAUCAAAGCAAAAGGAUGAAGAUGAUGAUGAAGAAGAGGAUGAUGAUGUGGAUACUAUGCUUAUCAUGCAGCGACUGGAGGCAGAAAGAAGAGCAAGGCAGACUGCUGUGCCAGCAAUCUCUGUUCUAGACUUGUUACAGGAUGAAGAACGCAGACGGCAGCAACAGUUGGAAGAAAUGCGCAAGCGAGAAGCAGAAGACAGGGCCAGGCAGGAAGAAGAACGCCGACAGCAAGAGGAGGAGCGGACCAGAAGGGAGGCAGAAGAAAAGAGGCGACAGGAAGAGGAGUAUUAUAAUCGCUUAGAGGCUGAAAGGCGCAGGCAGCACGAUGAAGCAGAACGAAGAUUGCUGGAACCAGACGAGCCUGGUCUGUACAGACCUCCACUUCCACGGGAAUAUGAACUCCCAUCCCCAACCCCUUCAUCUAACGCUCCUCCUCCCCCACCUCAGCGAAACACCUCUUACCUCAAAACACAGGUCCUCUCCCCUGACACGAUUUAUACUGCCAAGUUUGUUGCAUACAAUGAUGAUGAGGAGGAGGAGGAUUCCAAUCUAGCAGGUCAGGAUAAGUACUCCAGCACAAGAAAAUCUUAUGGUGACUUUCCUCCUGCCACCCUUAAACCACAGCAGCCCUCCCGCCAACCUCGCCCAGUUUCAGAUGGCCUCUUUCUUUCCAACUCAUUCCAGUCAUCUCCAGUCAAUGCCAACAGUACUGCUGCCAAAAAAAGCCAGCCCCCGCCCCCACCAAACAAACCGAGUUUCAUCCAUGCCAGCAGCUCUAAAGGAAUAAAUUCAUACACUGGAUCUUCGGGAGCAACGGUUGGGGCCCAUGAAGUUUAUCGGGAUCCAAGAGACAAACGAUCUAAAAGUCAAGAUACAGAUUUACCUGGAGCACCAGAAAAUUUGACGUUCAGGGAACGCCAGCGACUUUUUUCACAGGGUCAAGAUGUAUCCAAUAAAGUAAAAGCUUCUAGGAAACUAAUGGAACUGGAAAAUGAGUUGAACACAAAAUAAGAUUAAAGCACCUUAUCAGAUGUAACUGAAGAUCUCUGAAUUGAGGGAUUGAGAUGAGGGGCACUACUAAUGAACAGAAAAUGAAUAUUUUCCAAAAUGAGUGACUUUGAUUCCUCUAUAUCUAAGACUGUUAAUUAAGAUUUAGAGAUGUUGCAAUAGCAAGAAAACUGAUUACUUUGCCAGGAGCUUGUGGUUUAUACAAUGAAAGCACUGUAAAAUUUUAAAGAUAUGAAUCACGUGAAGGUAACUCUUUUCUUUCUGUUUUGGGGGUUAAGUUCUUGUGCACCAGACCAAGUAGCACUUGUCAAAGAUAAGUUCUGUUUCCUGGUGUUUCACAGACACACUUUUUUUUUUUUUUUUUUUUAGCUGCUGAGCAGAGAGAGUGAGAAUAGCUUGAACUGCCUAAACUAAACUGUGCACUAGAAAUUAGUACUUUAGGUUGUUUAGGAAGAAGAUGAUAUCUGGGCCACUAUCUUAAGUAGACUCUAUAUGCAAGUUUGCCGUACUCUGUGGUGUUCAUACAAUGAUCAACCUAUCAAUACCAUGAUUUAGUAUUGGGAUAACUCCCAUUCUGUAGGUAAAACCUGGGAUAAAACAUUUCUAUUCCUACAUAUUUGUUGGGUCUAAAAGUGGAAUUUAUCUGUAAUGAUGGAAAAGUCUGUAUAGAUGCACCUCUGUUAUUUGUGCAUCAGGCUUUCAGAAAUGUGAAGGUGAAAAGCCUAGGGCUGUUUGUUUCAUUAAAAAUUACAUAAGCAAUAGAUAGGAGGCUACGCAGGUUGCCAGUCAUCAGCUAGGACCAAAAUGUUUGUCAUGUGUUAAAGACAAAGAUUUCUAUUUCCAAAGUUAGUAGAAAAGAUAGGUAAGUUUUCCCGGAACAGUAGAUGAGAAGUUAGUAGGUAAAUAGACAUGGAAUGGUAUUGAUAAGUCUGCUAUUAGCAGUUUAGCAAUAUCUUUGUUUUGGGGUUGUUUUUUUGUUGUUGUUGUUGUUGUCGUCCUGUUUUGUUGUUGUUUUUUCCUAUGGAGAAGUGAACUGGCAUAUUAAAGUGUGGUGUGAAGCAUUGAAUACACUACUGCUGGCUGGGAGUGGGAAUGUUAGUAAGACCUGGUCUGCUGGCAGCAAUCCAUUUCUACUCAUGCUGAAGAAGCAGUGCUAGUAAGCUCUUCUUUAGUCUAGCUAGCUUUACUAACGUUCUGUCACUGUUGUACUGAAAAUAUUUUUGGCAGUUCAAGCUAUUUUUUCACACUGUAAUAGCCUUAUUUAAUUUUAAAUUGUUAAUCUUUUCCUCCCACCGUUUCCUCAGCUACGCUUAUGUAGCUGAUGAUGCUGGGAAUAAGGACCUCAUCAGAGUUUUUCUCAUUGUGUGAUGUUAAGACAAUAUAUAUUGUGAUUCCAAACAAAUUUUCUAUUUGACAAAGCCCUUUACUGGCUUUAGAUGAUUUUUUCCUGUAUCAUAUUGUUCUCUUAUAAAUAUAUAUUUAGGGAAUUGUGCACACUUCCAAAUACAAAGGGGUAGACUUUCACUGCCUUAGGAAAGAAAUCACUUUUAAUAAGAGUUGUAUGAUAAAUAAAUGCAAGUUGAUGAAAAUUGGAGUGUAAAUAUUUUUUACGUACUUCAGGUUUCUUAUUUGAAAGUGUGCUUUUACCGUUUCACCUGUUAAAUAUGAAGUAGAAGAUUAAACUGGUUCAAAGUGUUAAUGAAGGAUCUGCAUGCUUGCUAUGUCUGUUAAUCAGGAAAAGCAAGCCUCUCCCAACUUAUCUUGAGAACACUAGCAGCCUUACAGUGACACAUUUUUCUUAAGGAAAAAAACUUAUGCUGUGGCUGAAUUACUGUUGCUGCUAGAAUCUGAAAAAGGCUUAGCAAAAAAAAAAAAAAAGUAUCUAUAACCUUCAGUUGAGUGGAUUUGGCCGCUAUUGGGCAUUCGGGUCAAGUGUGAAUAUGUGUAAAAGUGCUUUUCAUAUUUGUCUGUGCAUUAUUAUGAAAAACAUCAAAACUGCUGUAGUUUCCCAUUUCUACUGUAUUUCACUUGCAACCUAUUUUUAAUAAAGUUUGUAUUGUAUUUAA
Molecule: messenger RNA, 7754 nt
Organism: Meleagris gallopavo (turkey)
Lineage: Eukaryota; Metazoa; Chordata; Aves; Galliformes; Phasianidae
Source: RefSeq, a predicted model, not a curated record